This is a messenger RNA of Atta colombica, 1942 nucleotides long. RefSeq names its product RNA-binding protein 4.1-like. The coding region runs from base 238 to 1536 and encodes 432 amino acids. The record is from RefSeq and is a predicted model, not a curated record. The transcript is spliced from 8 exons. Gene Ontology annotation, cellular component: cytosol. Gene Ontology annotation, molecular function: mRNA binding. Lineage: Eukaryota; Metazoa; Arthropoda; Insecta; Hymenoptera; Formicidae.
GAACGGUCACGGCUCACGUUAGAGUAUCGGCGUCGUCACUCGGUUGCUUUGUAUCAUUCGGUCAAUUUUUUUUUUAACGUGUGAGUUACGAUCUGUCGUGAUACGGAUUCAGUGAUCAAGGCUCGUGUGAUAACGCUCACGUCGCUCACGUGUACGAGAAUCACUCGUACGUCGGUUUAACUGUCGAUUUCAGUUUCUUCGUUUUUGCGUUUUUCCCCACCCCUCUCCGGUUUAUCGAUGGACACGUCUGUCGGUUAUCACGCUACUACGGAGACGUCGGCGGCUGGAACGAUGGUGUCAUCUAAUCAGCCGAGGAAAACAAAAAUAUUUGUUGGCCGGUUGCCGGAAAAUUGUCGUAACGAUGAGUUACGACAAUUGUUCUUGCGCUUUGGUGAGGUGACCGAAUGCGAUGUGAUGAAUCGAUAUGGCUUCGUUCACAUGGCACGAGAGGAGGAUGCAGCUGCGGCGAUCAAGGCACUCCACAAUUCCAACUUCAAGGGGGCAACAAUCAACGUGGAACAGUCAACUGGAAAGUCACGCGGAGGCGGAGGAGGACGCCGAGAUGACAGAAGAGGUGGACCAAUGAGAGGUGGUAGGGGGGGACGAGACGGUGGUAGAGACGCUCGUCCUGGACCAUACAAUGAUAGAAGAGUUCUUCCGAUCCAACUCGUUGGUUACGAUGGAUCUGCUGCAGGUGGCGUCGCGACCGGGUACACCGAUUACAAUCGCGGGGCUGGUGACUUUAGCGGCCGUGGAGCGGACUUUGGUGCCGGCUACGGCGAUCGCGGAGCUUAUGGUCAGAACGUGGGUGGCGCGGCGAUGGGUUACACUUCGACGGCGCCGGGGAUGGGCGGUGGAUACGGACCAGCUGCAGGUGCUGUGGGAGGAUACGGACCAACUGGCGCGGCGGACUAUGGGCGAACAGCUGAUUAUGGUCGCGCCGACUUCGGUGCUAGAACAGACUACGGAGUUGGUGGAGGCAUGGCCGGAGAUUUUAAUCGUGGCGCGCCUGGCCCAGUAGAUUAUGGUCGUACUGAUAAUUUCGGUGCCAGUCGCACAGUCGAUUAUACAGCGAGAAAUGAUUAUGACCGAAGUGCGGCUGGACCGAUGAGAAACGGUGGUGCCGUUGCUACUACUGGGUAUGGAACUGGGUACACUGAUGUGGGAUAUGAUGAAAGCCACUGGGAUUAUCCGGGUGGGCCAGGGAAUAUGAUGGGUGGGCCUGGGUGGGUAAAUCAGGGAGCUUCAAUGGCCUACGGAGUGAGGGACGGUCCUCCUGGUAAUGAUAUGCAUCCAUUUGACAGGCCAAUGAGCACUGGACCUAGCUACAGCACAGGGGCACCUAGUUACAGCACUGGUCCAGGACCACAAGCUGAUAUGUUUAGUAGAAGACCUGGCAGUGCCGUGCCCAGUGGCGGAUAUCCACCAGUUGCUAGCGGCUAUGCCGAAGGAUAUGACAGACCCGAUGCGUAUGGUCCUCCACGUGGCGGCGGACGCUUCCCAGGUCCGGCAGACGCAAUGCCACCGAGGUACUAAACAUGUACUAAACGCACUAGCGCAUGCGAAAGGCGACCGAAAAAAACAAAAACCGAUAAAAAAAAGAUCAGCCUUUUAGCAGCGAUCACUCGCUUAUCGGACUCGAUUACCUAGGAAUUGCCGUCUGCGUUCGUCGUUGAGUCCACGAUAAUUAUAAUGAAAACUAUAUAAAACUUACAAUAGAACUUAACGUUUAGUUGUAUCGUAAAGUACGGUAAGAAUAAGGAGGAUAUCAAUAGAGAGUAUAUAAACAAUUAUUUGAAUUUAAAUUCAAUUUUUUUUUCAAGUACAUUAUUAAUGAGUUCAUAUAUGAAUUGAUCAAUUAAUCAAUUUAUUAUUGGUAAACCUGCUGUUAGCCUAUUGUAUGUUUAAAGAAAAUUUUCGACAUUACAUUAUUCAUGGAGUU